Dipodomys spectabilis (banner-tailed kangaroo rat) is the source of this 2789-nucleotide messenger RNA. It is a transcript of the gene Gsdme, whose product is annotated as gasdermin E. The coding region runs from base 100 to 1596 and encodes 498 amino acids. Gene Ontology annotation, biological process: programmed cell death. The transcript is spliced from 10 exons. Gene Ontology annotation, cellular component: cytoplasm. The record is from RefSeq and is a predicted model, not a curated record. NCBI's taxonomy places the organism in Eukaryota, Metazoa, Chordata, Mammalia, Rodentia, Heteromyidae.
CUUGUAAAGUUCAAGGCCUUCCAGUUUUACCUGGAAGGGCACAAGUUGGCAUUGUUGCUCCUUCCAGGAGAGGUUCCCAGAUAGUUUGGGGUCUUCAAAAUGUUUGCCAAAGCAACAAGAAAUUUUCUUAAAGAAGUUGAUGAUGACGGUAACCUGAUUUCAGUAUCAAACUUGAAUGAUUCUGAUAAAUUACAACUUCUAAGCCUGGUGACUAAAAAGAGGAGAUACUGGUGCUGGCAGAGACCCAAGUACCAGUUUCUAUCUGUCACCCUGGGAGAUGUACUCACAGAAGACCAAUCACUGAGCCCAGUGGUUGUGGAGUCGGACUUUGUGAAAUAUGAGGGCAAGUUUGAAAACCACGUGAGUGGAGCCAUCGAGACGGUUCUGGGGAAAGUGAAGCUGAAUGUGGGCGGCAAAAGCCUGGUGGAGAGCCAGUCUUCCUUCGGAACCCUGCGGAAGCAGGAGGUGGACCUGCAGCAGCUCAUCAGGGAUGCGGUGGACAGAAAGCUCAAUCUGAAGGACCCAGUGCUGCAGCAGGUGCUAGAGAGGAGGAACGAGGUCCUGUGUGUGCUGACACAGAAGAUCGUCACCACGCAGAAGUGCGUGAUCUCUGAGCAUGUGCAGAUCGAGGAGAAGUGUGGUGGCAUGGUGGGCAUCCAGACCAAGACGGUGCAGGUGUCAGCCAUGGAGGAUGGGAAUGUCAUCAAGGACUGCAACGUGGCCCUGGAGAUCCCAGCUGCCACCACCAUUGCCUAUGGCAUCAUGGAGCUGUAUGUGAGACAGGAUGGCCAGUUUGAAUUCUGCCUCCUCCAAGGGAAGCACGGUGGCUUCGAGCAUGAGAGGAGAGUCGACGACAUCUACCUGGACCCCCUGGCCUACAGAGACUUUGCGUUUGUGGACGUGCCGGAUGCUGGGCUUGGGACAUCUUCCCACCAUGGAUCUCUGCAUGCUUUAAAGCAAGUGACUCUGCGCCUGGAGAGCAAUUUCCACCCGUUCGUGGAGCUGCCGGAGCAGCAGCAGACAGCUGUGUGGCAUCUGUUGCAGAUGGUCCUGUUCGAUGAGGAAUUCCUUGUGGCCCUAGAGCAAGUGUGUGAUGACGUGGCCAGUGGCCUCUGGUCCCCACAGGCAGCGCUGGCCAUAGGCGGGCUGAAGGCUGCCCAGCAGCAGGACUUGACCGCCUUCCUGGGGCUGGUGGGGUGCAGGGUACAGGGUGAGCGCCCUGGCCCUGAAGACCAGAUCAGCAACCAGAAACUCUUUGCCACAGCCUACUGCCUGGUCAGCGCACUAGCAGAAAUGCCAGAUAAUGUUGCCACUCUUCUGGGUAUUUGCUGUAAGCUCCAAAUGAUUCCCACGCUGUGCUACUUGCUGCAUGCUCUGUCUGAUGAUGAGAUAUCUGAUCUUGAAGACCCAGCCUUAGCUCCUCUGAAAGACACAGAAAGGUUUGGGAUUGUGCAGCGCUUAUUUGCCUUGGCCGACAUUAACCUGGAGAGAAUGCAGUCAUCUGUGAAAGCCAUCAUCCUCAGGGACUCUCAAGUCCUCCCGCUAAUUCUCUGCAUUGCCUUGAGUGGACUUGAUGCACUAGGCAGGGAACACUAGCUGUCUGUCAGUAUAUGUUAUAGGACCAAGCCUGGGUGCUCUUUUUUUUUUUUUUUUUUUUAAAUUUAAUUUAAGCCUGGGUGCUCUUUAGAAUUGUUAGGGUACUACUUUGGGAUUUAGGUCUAAUUGCACAUUAAAAGUUGAUCAAUGAACAUAUUUAUAGAGCACUUUAAGAGGUGGUUUUGUACUAUGAAUGCCAGUAGGUACUCUUAUUAGAACUGCUGUUUUCCAGAGGCCUGUGCUAGAUUCUAACACCUGUGGAGCUGAGAUGCCUAUUCAAACCUGUUCCUUGAAGAAUAAUGGACCAUCCAUUGUUUCUUUUAUAUACACUUCUUGGCUUUGUUAUACAAUAACAUGAAUCUUUGAACACUUUAAUCCAAAAUUCAUUUUAAAUUGUGAAUACUAUGGGAAAGCAAUUUCUGUAUCCUCUCAGAAGAAGUUACAUUUUGGAAGUGCUGUGAAUUUUGGUGAUUGAAAAAUGAACUGUAAAUGCCACUAGCGUGUAUGAACACACACACACACACACACUUUCCCCAAAACCUCCGCAAAACAAAAUUAUGUUUAAGUAUUACAACAGUAGUCCUUCCUUGUUGGGAGUCUAGCUAAUGUACAUUUUAUUUGAACAUGCAUUGAUGAACGUACUAAUUCCUUUUUCUUCCUUUGGUGGUUCUGGUGUUUGCAUUUAUCGCCUUGGGCUCCUUACUUGAGUGCUCUACCACUUAAGCCAGACCUGCAGCCCAUGAAUAUGACUAAUUCUAUGACUGUGGUAUUCUUAUGAAUUAUGGGUACCUAAAAUGUCACAUACUGUUUUUGAUCAAAGGGAAGGUUGAAGUGUAUUUUGCCCUUUUGUUUUGAUGGCUGUCUCCCUGAGGGCUGCUGAUCCCAAGGGCAGGGUCUGUCAGCCUUCAGGGAUUGGAAGGCCCUGGGAUGAGGAGAGAAGCACAUUAGUAUGUUCUCUUUUCCUUCACCACCCACGUCCACCCUUUGUCCUUUCAUAUUUUAAGAAACAUGAACAAGGAUGAAAUAAAGCAAAUAAUACUUUCAUCACCUCUUUGAAAAUGAGACUAGCCUUAGGCAACUGCUUAUUAUAUGUGGGGGAAAGGAUCUAAGUUGCACACUGUGGUAGUGACUUCAAAAGCAGUUCCCUUCUACACAAAGUGGGAAGAAUAUACAAGUGAAGUAGUUGUGCUAAA